Aspergillus welwitschiae is the source of this 711-nucleotide messenger RNA. RefSeq lists its product as uncharacterized. The transcript has 2 exons. The record is from RefSeq and is a predicted model, not a curated record. The coding region runs from base 143 to 541 and encodes 132 amino acids. NCBI's taxonomy places the organism in Eukaryota, Fungi, Ascomycota, Eurotiomycetes, Eurotiales, Aspergillaceae.
CCCCUCGCCCGCUUCCUUACUGACAGUAGAGAUAAUCCCCGCCCCGACAGACAAUGGCAGGUCAUCCCUUCAUACAAACAUAAUCAUAAACUCUCUGCAGAAAAACAGUACGCCUUGCUUCCAGUCAUCAACAACACUGGUCAUGAAACCCCCAUACCUCGCCGUGGCUAUCUACCAUCCCCGCUACGGCAACUUUCAACACUGGGCCCUCCAUCUCCACUCAGAUACCGAAGACCUCAUCUUUGAAGUCGAUGGCGAGCAUCCCUGCUUCCAAAAAGUCGUGUCCAAUGGGCUUCCUUCCGAUAACCUGGGUUUCAUAGAAUCUCUGUUUGUGUGUCAGAUCGGCAGCCCCGAUAUCCCGACCGUGAAGGAUGUUGUCGACGCCACACCGGUGGACAACGAGACCCUCGAGUGGGAUUGCCAGGACUACGUGCUAGAUAUACUGGAGGGAUGUGAGAGGGAAGCUGUGCUGGAGGAUGAGGAUGCCGAUUAUGCAGAGGCUAUGGAGAUCCUACGAAGUAGACGGGGGCCGAUCCUUUAGCUUAGCGUCCAGGCGAUCCCUAGCUGAUAAGGGCAGACGCAUAAUGUUAAGACUCCGGAACGCCCUCCGACCUCGGGUUUCCGAGCCGAAAAGUAUACAACUGGCUAUCUUUACAUCGAUAAUCAUCGAAUCAUAUUCACAUUGAACUUGAACGAUGGAAGAACGUGGUU